Molecule: messenger RNA, 7581 nt
Organism: Ruditapes philippinarum (Manila clam)
Lineage: Eukaryota; Metazoa; Mollusca; Bivalvia; Venerida; Veneridae
Product: dnaJ homolog subfamily C member 5-like
Exons: 6
Coding region: 117-800 (227 amino acids)
Biological process (GO): regulation of neuromuscular synaptic transmission
Cellular component (GO): type Is terminal bouton
Source: RefSeq, a predicted model, not a curated record
CGUCACAUGUAAUUAAUCCUCUGCUAACACCGGUUUCAGCAACAGCAAGAUGUUCAUAAUAUCGAUUAUUUCUUUUUUCCUUUUCUAAAUACCUUUACACUGACCAGACAAGAAAAAUGAACAGACCAAGAGCCCUUUCAAGUUCAGGCGAGUCCCUGUACGAUUUGUUAGGACUACAGAAAGGUGCCAAUCAUGAUGAAAUUAAGAAAGCAUAUAGAAAGUUGGCUUUAAGAUUUCAUCCUGACAAGAACCAAGGAAAUGAAGAAGCUACAGAAAAGUUUAAAGAGAUCAAUCAUGCCCACAAGGUCCUCAUGGACAACACAAAGCGAGGUAUAUAUGACCGUUAUGGUUCACUCGGACUUUAUGCUGCUGAUAUGGUGGGCGAUGAGAAUGUAAACACGUACCUUGUUUUAACAAGUGGUUGGUGUAAGGCGCUGGUGAUAUGUUGCGGGAUAAUUACGGGUUGUUACUGCUGUUGCUGCUGCUUCUGUUGCUGUUUUAACUUCUGUUGUGGCAAAUAUAAACCUGCCAUGCCGGACGAGGAUGGGGAAUAUGCAAACCUGCAUGUAAGAACUGAGGAAUACAGUAGCACUCCUGAAGAUGAAGACAAACCUCCAAUUGUUAGCCAACCAGGAUCAGGGGAGGAGCCAAAGGGAGGUUUUGAAGGCGGAGCUGCGAUACCAAUGCCUCCGCCUUCUGGAUUAUCAGAAAACACAACUCUGACAUCUGACGCCAAGCCAAGCUAUGGUGCAGACAGUUCAUCCCUAGAUAGAAAAGAAGCAGCUCUUAAUGAGAGUUAAUAGUUAACUUUGAUAGGUGAACAAAAUAUCCCCUGUUUCUUAGAAUUAAAAGUUCAUAAUACUUGCUGUUAGAUCAGUAAAAUACUAUCCAGAGAAGUCUCAAUUUAAAUCUGAUUGGUUUAUUUAUAAUUGAGCACUGAUGCAUAAAUGAAAUUGAUUGGUGCAUUGGUUUAAAAAGGGGAGGGGCUUAAAUUUUUCAAUAUCCAAUCAAAUUCACUGACUUGAAAGAUUAGCAUCUCAUUUUGUACAUAUAUAGUUUUACGAUGGUCCAUUUGAAUCAGAAGUGUAUAAAAAAAUAUGGUGUCAACUGUUUAGAGGAGGGGUAUGAAGUGUUAUUGAUUUGAUUGUAAAGCUAAAAUAGCUCUGUUGUUAUAGAUCAUUUUAUAUAGAUUGUUGAAUUAUUAUAUAAAUUUUCAAAUUGAUUACCCAUUUGAGAUUUCUCUGUAAACUCUUGCAUUGAAUUUUUACAUGAAUAACUCGUCAAAAAUUUAUUUAACUUAAACAGAUUGUAUUUAUUAUCGUAUAUCAAAGUUGUUUUGGUUUAGUCUUUCUGAAUUUACUUAGGUGAAAAAACUGAGAAUUCAAUUUUUGCUUUUGAUAUUUAUUAGAUUUAGAUGAUGUAAUUAUUAUUAAUAUUAAGUGUAUAUCUUUUAUUAUUGCUUUUUGGAGUUAAGGGUCUUUUUACUAGAUAACUUAUAGAAAUCCAUUCCCAACGUGUAGCCCAAUAUUUAUUACCCCCAUUGAAACACCAUGUAAUAAUGCAUGUUUGAAUGUCUUACAGUCUGUUUCUUUCUUAUUGGUUAGAUUUAUGGAAAAAAAAUUAUUCUUGAGGCCCUCAUGGCUGAGUGGUUAAGGUCACUGACUCGGAACCCUCUUGCCCUUCCUUGCUCUGGGUUUGAAUCUUGUAGGUACAUAUGAUUCUCUUCUACCAUGUAAGGAAGCUCUCCAGGUGAUGGAGAAGUUUGGUGGUUCUACUCAGGUGCCGGCUCAUGCCUGUGAUAAACACGGAGGGGCACCUUAGGUCUUCUUGCAUUAGUAAAGCCAAAAGAGUUUCCAUAUAAACUUAACAGUAUUGGUAUGGCUUAAAGCUCAACAAUUCAACUCAUUAAUUCUUCUGUUGUUAACAUUUAAGUAGUGGUUUUGAGCCCCACUCAGGCUACGGCCAUGUUCUCUUGUGUUACUCAAAAGUAUUUAUGUCAGUUGUGAAAAACCUGUUUCACAGUUGAGCUUUUUUGAAUAAGUUUAUUUUUAACUUACUGUUAAAUAAUACUUAUUAGUAAAUCAUAUUUGGACAUCAUGUAUCAUUGACUAGAGACUGUUUUUACAUGUGUUUGAUAAUGAUAUCAUAGAAAGAAGGGACAUAGAAAAAUCAGUGGUCCAACAUUGGCUGCCACUUAUACCUGAAUUAAUUCAUUAAGGUGCCAGCUGUCAGAUGCAGUCUUGCAUACUGUUGGCAACUUUUUAUCAACAUUUUGAUACUAAAACCCCUUACAUUAGUAAUGCAAUGUUCCUAAUUCUAAUUAGGACAAGUGCAUGGUAGAAAGUAUACAGGGUAUAUUAAUAAACAAAGUACAUGUACAUCUGUAGGGUGUUGGCUUGCUAACUAUACAGGGCUUGCUAACUAUUCAGGGCUCUCUCUGUUAAGUGUUUUAGGGGAACAGUACCUGUAGGGACAAUUUUCACAUUGUUUCACUGGUAGCAAUAUUUGCUGCACAUAAACUACUUCAGCUUAAAGACAGUUGAGUUAAAUACCACUUCACUAUCCUUGAAUCUAUGUUUUCGAUUGUAAGGGAAUUUUGAUUUUAAAAAAGGGGGUUAAAACAAACAUUUUGGCUGGGAAAUGGUGAUUAAUAUCAGCUCUUAAAAACAGAGAUCUAGAGCCCUGCAAUCUACAAAAAAUAUCUGAUGCCCAGCAUGUAUGGAGUAGAUGUACUUCUUAUUUUGAUGUUUUUCACUUGCAGUGAAUUUCACAGGGUUUAACAUUUAAUUUUACAUUGUAGUUAAAACCAAAGUUUUUUGUUUUUUUACUAACUAGAUUGAUAAUCUGUAUUGUUUUCUUCAAUCAAAACAUAAUUUAAAUUGUGUUUAUACAAUCAUGUAGCAACAUGCUUCCAGAGCCAUGUAGAAUUUUAUUAAAAUUUAAGAAUAGCUCCAAUUAUAAGUUAUUUCCACAAUUAUAUAAGAUAUAUUGAUUUGUAAUUGCCUCAUGCAGUUUCUGUCUAGCAAUUACCAGUAAUAUGUAAAACAUAUUUCUAAAGUAGCCAGUAACAAGGGUGUUAUGUAGUCAUUAAACAAGUAACUUCAUCCAUAUUUUGCAUCAAAUGUAGUGUUAUGCAGAUUUUGAAUAUUUGUACAUUUAUAGUACAUUUCUUAAACUCUUAAAAUAUUUUUCAUUUGUUAGAUUUUAUUUUAUUUUUUUUUUGAGAAAAUUAUUUUUAUUUUAUCUGGAGGCAUGCAGUUUUGAGUAUUGAUUCUUUGUGUUGUUGGUUUUUUUAAAUAGGAAAUAGAAUUUUCAUUAACCAAUUGUGUUUGAAAGUGUAUUUUUGAUUCACAUUACAUUAAAAAAAAACAACAAACAUUCUAUGAGUCAUGUGGAAUCAAUAUUGUUUGAUAAUUUGCAUUUUGUUGUAUAUAAUCAUGCUUAUCACAUUGAUUUGUUUUCCCCCUUUUUAAAAGGCUAUAAAAGGACCAAAAGUAAGGCUGAACAAAGUUUCUGUCUUUCAUUUGCGAUUAUGAAUUUGAAUAUGUGUGUGUAGUGUUUUUUUUUGUCAUUUUUGUUUUUAUAUUUUUUGUUUUCAAGUGCUACGUUGUGUUGUUUUCUAUUUUAUAUGUACUGUCUCUUUGUCAAAAAAAAUUAUCUAACUUUAAAAGUACAUAAAAAUCAUGUAUCCGUUUGUAAAAGAAAGACUUUGUUAUUGUUAAGUCUGUGGCUGUUUAAUUCACUUAUACUUUCUUACGUUGUAUCCAUGUUAUGUGUGAUAUAAAAUUGUCUGAAUUGACCACUACAACAACCUCUCUUUUACACAGAGAGAGUAAAUAUUUGAGCCGCGUCACAACAAAACCAACAUAAUGGGUUUGCGACCAGCAUGGAUCCAGACCAGCCUGUGCAUCCGCGCAGUCUGAUCAGGAUCCAUGCUGUUCGCUUACAUACUCUAUAACAAGAAGAGAAACUGAUAGCGAACAGCAUGGAACUUGAUCUGACUGCGCGGAUGCGCAGGCUGGUCUGGAUCCAUGCUGGUCGCAAACCCAUUAUGUUGGUUUUGUCGUGACAUGGCUCAUUUAUGUGAUUUUUGACGCAUUUUUCUGCUCUUAACUGAGAAUGAUUUUGAGUGCUUUGUGCAACAUGGCUGUAACUCAUAUAGCAUAAAGUAGGAGUUACAACAUUUUUGCACAAAGCCAGCAAUUUGUUUUAUGUUUGCUAUAAUAUAUUUGUUAUCAUCCCAUACUGAUAACAAGUUCUAAACCAUUUCUAUUCAAAAAAUUUCUGUAUCUAGAAAUAAUUGUACAUUACAUAAAGUCAAGAGAUUUUUCUUUUUCUAUGUACAGAUUUAUCAACCCUAUCCUAUCACAACCAUUGUUUUGUUUAUUUCUAGUUUUGCAUUCAUGAAUCAUAUAUUUAAGCUAAUGAUCAGAUGAAGAUCUUGCAAUUAAUACAUUGAUAAAUAACUUUGUUUCUAACUUGCUUGCAAUAUCAUUCCCAAAAAGAAUUUGUUAAGUUAUGAAUGAAUACGGUAUGGAUGGUGGAUAUAAGUACAAUGCAUAAUUAUGAAAUGCAUGGAUUUCUUUGAGCUGGGGAUAUAUAUGAGUUGUUAUGAAUAUGUAUGAAUAGUAAUGAGUAUGUAUUAGUAGCUUUGAAUAUGUAUAAAAAGCUAUGAUUAUGCAUAAUUAUUUAUGAAUAUGUAUUAAUAGAUAUGUGUAUGUAUUUAUAGCUUUGAAUAUAUAUAAAUAGCUAUGAAUAUGUAUGAAUAGUUAUGAGUAUAUUUUAAUGGCUUUGAAUAUAUAUGAGUAGCUAUGAAUAUUUAUGAAUAGUUUUGAGUAUGUAUGAGUAACUAUGAAUAUAAUGAUGUUUAAAUAGUUGUGAAUAUGUAUAAAUGUUUGGAUAUGUAUGAAUAUGAAUCAAAGAGCUAUGAAUAUGUAAAGUAUUCAUGCAAUGACAUUUUUGCCUUGUUUGUUUUUGCUAUCAUUGUUGCAAUCUUAUCAUCAGAUUUUCCCACAGAAUUUCAUAAUGGUUACCAACUGUUUUUAUCAUGUGCUAACUUAUGUACAGUUUGCAAUAAGGUAUUCUGUCUUCAUGCAUUUUCUAUGUUCUGUUACAGAUAACUUGUUGUUUUGUGUAGUCAUUCAAGUGAUUUUGUUGAUUUUACCAAACUUUUGGGGAACUUACCUUAAUUUUAGUGAUUUAAAGGUAUAUUUGGUAUAAAAUACUUACCUUUGGAACAAUUAUUGUUUUACUAUCAAGCACGGAGAAUAGUCAAGUAAGCUGUCCUGUUGACAGCUCUUGUUUUUAGUGAUUGUACUCAUAAAUGACUUGCCAAAUAUAUCUAAUAUUGUUAUGUUGGGUUUAUUUUAGACCAAACUAAAUGGGUAAAUAUCAUUUUUCUUUCCCUCAUACAUUAUCAUGUCAUUUAAGUAUUCUGAUCAAAAUUUUAUGAUUUUUACAUGCUGGCGCCCAAAACAAUGCAUGAAGGGCACAGCUGCACAUGGACAGCCUUUUCCUCCUGAUAAUAAGUUUAUAGGGUGACAUCCACAAGAAAACUAAUUGUGAAGAACAAGUCUUGUAUGCUUGAUUCUGAUUGGAUGACUUUUGUAUGCUUGUUUUUGAUUGGAUCACUUGUGUAUGCUUAAUUGUGGUUGAAUGACUCAUGUAUGCAUGUUUCUGAUUCGAUGACUCUGACUUGUGUAUGCAUGUUUCUGAUUGGACAAUAACAAUGAAGUUUAAAAUUAACACACAUUUGGUGAAUCUUUUCUAAUUUCCAGCUUUGGCUGGUUUACAAAUAUGUAGCAUAAAUUUGGAUCCUUAUCUCUUAACCUUAAUUUAUUUUUCAAUGUCAAGAUUUUAAUGGUAUGUUUAUAGAAAAAGAUUGUGUUCUUUUGUUCUUUAAAGCUGUAUGCCUCCAGAUGAGCCAGAAACAAUUUCAUUUAAAUCAACUUUGCGAAAAAUAAACAUCUCAAGUAAUGAUUUACUUGUUAUAUGCAAUUAAUGUCUGAUUUUGCAGUAUUUUUCACCAUAUUUCUAUGGUGUAAGAGUUUUUUUUGUGCAUAUUUUGACUUUUAUUUGGAUUAUUUGGCAAUGUAUAAAUUACUUUCUUUGUUCUCUUGACAAAUUUUAUUCUUGAAUACAUUUUUAAAAUUUUCAUGAAAAUUAGCAUAAAUAUGGAGGCAUGCUGCUUUAAUAUACAUGUAUGUGAUGUUGUUUGAUAAAUAAUACUCUUAUUUGAAAAACUAGAAAAUCUAGAUAUUGUUCCAGCACAGUGGAAUGAAAGUUACUUAUAAUUUAAUUUGAUAUGUACAUGUACAUAUAUAAUUUAAUUUCAUAUUAUUGUCUAGUGGAUUUUUUAGAUAAAUGUAGAACUUCAAGCACACAGAAACAGUCAAUUUAUUUAACUUGUUGAGUAGCGAUUCAGAUCUUUCUCAUUUUGUAUUUGAUGGAAGCAUAUUAAGUGUCAAUACUAAAUGAAUGUAUGUUACUAAAUAUAGAUGUCAAAAUGCUGUUUUUAAUUUAUUUCAUACCUAUGACCUAUAGAUUUUUUUUGAGUGUUUUAAGAUAAUCAUAUUUUACAGCCAUUGUAUCGAGGCCAUUGAUAGUUUAAAUAUUUGUUUUUGGUGUUGAGAUCAUUAAAUAUUCAGAACCGUAGAGUAGAUGAGUUUUAUGACUUUUUCUUAUGUCAGGCUACAAGUUGAAAAGAAAAAUGGCUUUUAUCAGGUCUUUUUAAAUGUUUGAUUUUUCCGACAUAAUAGAUAUACUGAUAGAAGAGACACCAUUUCAAGACAUAUUAAGUCUCAGAAGGUAUUAGUUUUCUUCACAGACACUUGGGUUGUGGAGCUCAAAACGCCUUUAAAAUCCAAUUAAAAUGUAUAUUUGUCAUGUGCUGGGAUUGACUAAUAUACAUUUUAAUUGGAUUUUAAAGGCGUUUUGAGCUCUAAGUGUAUGUGCAUUUCUUGUGAAGAAGAAGGGGGUAAACAUGUAUGUUAUAGUGUUUUAUUAAUGAAUUUAGAGCAUGUUCGAUACUUACAAUGUGAAGGAAAUAACAAUGAAAUAAUUUCUCAUAAAAGCAGUAAAAUGUAAGCAAAGUCGUAUUUUUUUCCUCCAUGUAAGAUAUUUAAAUCACUAGAACUGUGCUUAAAUUGCCUAAAAGCAAAAGAAGCAGUAAAUGGUUGAGCGUAUAAGGAUAUUGAGUUCCAUUGGGAAAUACUGCACACCAAAAAGAAAAAACUUUGAGAAAUAGAAAUUUUAACAAAUUUUUGGGAGCUUAUGGAGGCCUUAACCGUAUACACGUUACAGAAGGCCUUUAAAUAGAGGGUCUUUAAAUAAUGCUUUUAGGAAGGUAUACUCAGAACAGAAGAAUGAUGGUUCUACAGUUAGAUUGGUUUAACACAGGAAACUGAACAUAGAAAAUUGAAAAGAAAUUUUUCUUAUCCCUUGUCUUUCGGACACUUUUUAGAUGUAUAUUUCGUUACACAAUAAAUAUAUUAUUAAGUCAUUCUUUUACAUUUUUUUUUCAUUAUCCUUACCACAAGUAUAUUGUAUAUCUUUGUACAGAAAUAUAUGAUGUAAAUACUA